Acipenser ruthenus (sterlet) is the source of this 1701-nucleotide messenger RNA. RefSeq names its product adhesion G-protein coupled receptor G2-like. Lineage: Eukaryota; Metazoa; Chordata; Actinopteri; Acipenseriformes; Acipenseridae. The coding region runs from base 359 to 1612 and encodes 417 amino acids. The record is from RefSeq and is a predicted model, not a curated record. Gene Ontology annotation, biological process: adenylate cyclase-activating G protein-coupled receptor signaling pathway; cell surface receptor signaling pathway. The transcript has 12 exons. Gene Ontology annotation, cellular component: membrane. Gene Ontology annotation, molecular function: G protein-coupled receptor activity.
UAUAAGUGAAAAGUGUCCUUCAGGCGUUUCCAGCGGACAUAAUAACAAGGAUUGUUGUUGUUUAGUUAAAGCAGUACCCGUAAAAAGUAGUACUAUUACAAGCCCCGCAAAGACAACAGCCCCAACAUUAACUGAUGAAGAGAAGUCAGGAAGCAGCUGUAACUGUGAAUUCUUUGUAAACAAACAGAAUAAUUUAAACCAUAGCACGCCAUCCAAAGCUCAAACAUUAAACAAAAAGUGUACAAAAAAUGAUGUGGUGAAUUGUAAAGCCUACUCCUCGAUCUUACAAGGUGUUAAAAACAUAGUUGAGGAAACAGAAGGGUUUGAUGGGACGAAAAAGGAGAUUAUUUCUGAAGGCAUGAAGGGACUUGUGAUAAAAUACAACAAACAUAACUUUACAGACAUCCACCUUGCAUUACCAUCAUUAGGAGCCACAAAGAAAGAUACAGAUACUAUAAUGGUCAAAAUUUCCAACGAAGCUUUACAGAAGGCUAUUGGAAGAAAUGGAUCCGUGCAAGUUGGCAUUGCUAUGUUUAACGAAAGCAUAUUUCCGGAUGCGCAGAAAAGUUCACUUCUCUCGGAUGAGGUGAUUGCAAUUGAACUGGGGAGUCCAAUCUCUGAUCUCACUGACAACAUAACAAUAACCUUUUACCAUGAAGACACUUUGCAGGACCGAAAAUGUGUAUUCUGGGACGUGAUCUCAAAUGGAAGUAAAGCAAUCUGGAAUGAAUCUGGGUGCCAGACUGUUAAAGAAAAAAACCAAACAGUGUGUAGCUGCAAUCACCUCACAUUCUUUGCUGUGUUAACGAACCCUAAUAACAUCACCCUGAGCGCCAGCACCUUGAAAGCACUGACGUACAUCUCCUACAUCGGCUGUGGGGUGUCACUCUUUUUCUUGGGAGUCACCCUGUUCAUGUACAUCAUGUUAAGGAAACAGAAAUCCGAUGACUCCACCACAAUCCAUCAGAGCCUGUGCUCUGCGCUGUUCCUGCUGAACCUCACCUUCCUUCUGAACGAGUGGCUGGCGUCCUAUAAUAACGAUGGGCUCUGUCAGUUCAUUGCCGCCCUCAUGCACUACUCCCUGCUCUGCACCUUCACCUGGUUUGGAAUUGAAGCUUUCCACCUCUACCUGCUGAUGAUCAAGGUCUUCAACACCUAUAUAAAGCAUUACAGGAUGAAGCUGAGCCUUGCUGGCUGGGGACUCUCAGCUGUAGCUGUCAUUGUGUGUUUAAGUUUGAAGAAGUAUGGGAAGUAUAAAAUAUACAUGAAAGAGGGGUCUGUAUCAAUGUGCUGGCUGACAGAUCCUGCAGUCCUUUAUGUUACCAUUGCCUACUAUGCACUGCUGUUUCUGUGCAGCGUGGUGAUUCUCUCACUGGUGGCAGUGAAGAUAGUCCAGCUGGGAAAGUCCGACUCCAGCCUCUUUGAAAAGGGGAGCACCAGAAGGAAUGUCUGCACCCUGGUGGGGCUCUGUUGUCUGCUUGGAUUAACGUGGGGGAUCAUGUUCUUCAACUUUGGGCCCCUCCAAGUGCCGGCGCUUUAUGCAUUUAGUAUCCUGAAUUCCUUGCACGGUUUCUUUGUCUUUCUGAGAUACUACGCAUUGACCAUUGAUUGAAUCACCAAGAAUAGGGAGCCAUGGUCUCUCUUCGUAGUUUUUGCUCAAAUGAAAGCUGAAAUAAAGCAUCUUUGUUAUUUGUUUUGUUU